Mesorhabditis spiculigera is the source of this 1977-nucleotide messenger RNA. NCBI's taxonomy places the organism in Eukaryota, Metazoa, Nematoda, Chromadorea, Rhabditida, Rhabditidae. The record is from the annotation of a GenBank genome assembly.
AUGCGGGCGUGGCUACUGAUUGCUUCGGUCUAUUGGGUUUUGAACGCCGCCGAGUCGUCGGACGGCAACUCGGAGUACAAAGUGGACAGCGGAAAUGUGUGCAUCACCCCAGGCUGCGUUCGAGCGGCUGCAAUCGUGCUCGAGAACAUGGACAAGGCCGUCGACCCGUGCUUCGACUUCCACGAGUACGCUUGUGGUCGUUACAAUCAGAGAGAGCCGCUCGACUGGACUUUUACCGCUUUCUAUGCACUUCAACGGCGGAUUAUAGGCUACCUUGAGGAUGAAGAUGCCGACAAACUGGGGCUCAAUUCGCUGAAGAAGGCCCAAAAAAUGUUCAAGGCUUGCAAGCAGUUCAGGGAAAUGCCGGAUACUAGCCACCUAUUCCGCGAGUAUGCCAUCGACAAAUUCGGAUGGCUGCCAUUAGUGCAACGGGGCAGACAAGAAAAUACCGAUCUGAUGGCAAUCCUAACGUCAUUCACCACCGCCGAGUGGAUGCCACUCAUUCAAAGGGUCUUUGAACGUGAUGGGGUUGUGGUGGUGGCUAUUGAGGGCCAUCAGAAAAAAAUUGGGGAAAAGAAGGAAGCUAUUGAGGAGCUGUACAAAGAAAGAUUCAACAUCAGCACCAAACUAUUGGGGAUUCCGAUAAAUACUCUGGACGUCGUGGUGCAGCGGCAAUUCGCUGAAUUGGUCGAGUUUCAAUUGAAGAUCAAUGAGAUAGUCGCCGGGGCGCAAGAAGUCAGCGGUGACAGCAAUAUGACAUUUCGACAAUUUCGAGAAGCCGCGUCACCGUUGGACAUUCGACGGUUCAUCGGGCCUCGGAUGCGCCAGAAGGAUUUGGCAUCGCUACGCGACGAUACGCCUCUCAAGAUCACGAGCAAACACCAGCGCGUAUUGAAAGGAAUGGCCCAGCUCUUUUCGAAAACCAAGGAGGAGUUGCUGCGAAACUUUUUCUUGCUCGCCUGGGCCGAGAAGAUGGAAUUUGCAUCGCGUGCUCUUGAGGACGUGGAUUGCUAUAAAUGGACCCAAGAAUCCUAUCUACAAGUGAUCGACCACGUCGUCGCCGCCCGCCUCCGCGAUCCAGACGAUCUGCAGCGGGCAAUGGAAAUGGUGCCACCCCUCCAGAAUGCCUACGUCGAGGUCAUCAACGAGAACGAGUGGCUGUCACCGAUGACCACCGCCGCUUUCAACUUUGGGCCCGACCCGUUGGUUCUUAGCCCGAACCUCGUUGAUGAGUUGUAUGAUCGGGACCACGGCGCCAACUUCACCUCGUUCAUCGACACCUUAUUCAACGGCAGAUUUUUAUGGCACUUGGGGGAUCUCAGGAAAGAGCAGGACCAGCCGUCGGCAAUUCACCAACACCAUGAAAUUGCCAUUGUCUCCUUCUUCUUCGCAUCUCCAUUCUUUUCCCAUGAUUGGCCGCUGGAAGCGCGACUUGGCGGCCUCGGCGCGAUCAUUGCCCAUGAAAUGUCGCAUACACUCGAUUUGCCAAGCAAAUUCCCAAAAGACGCCCCCGAAGAGGACCGGGCCGAGAUGAUGGAACGUCAGAAGUGCCUCAUCGAACUGUUCGACAAGAUGGAGUACCCGAAUCCAUGGCUGAAUUUUACGAUCCGGUUGACUGGCGAGGUGGCGCUGCACGAGUCGACGCCCGACCUGAACGGGUUGAAAGUGGCGUAUAGGGCGUACCUGAAUGAGAAAAAGCGCUUGUUCAACAACGAAACGCCUCGCUGGCCAGGGCUUACGGAAUACACCGCCGAACAGACAUUCUUCCUUUUUGAUGCCCAGAAAUUUUGCGGUCGCCUCACCUGGCCGCCCACCCCGGAUGACAGUCUUUUCGACGACCCUCACCCACGACCCCCCUACCGCGCCAAUUUCCUCUACCAAAACUUUGAGCCUUUCGCGAGCGCUUUUCGCUGCCCGAUCGGCACCCCGAUGAACCCGCCGAAGAAGUGCCGCAUCCUGCGCCACAAGAAACUGCUC